Molecule: messenger RNA, 748 nt
Organism: Megalobrama amblycephala (Wuchang bream)
Lineage: Eukaryota; Metazoa; Chordata; Actinopteri; Cypriniformes; Xenocyprididae
Gene: pfdn4
Product: prefoldin subunit 4
Exons: 4
Coding region: 110-517 (135 amino acids)
Biological process (GO): protein folding
Cellular component (GO): prefoldin complex; cytoplasm
Source: RefSeq, a predicted model, not a curated record
AUUUUUGAAACGGCAACAGAACCACGCCAUAACCUCAUGAAUACCCACGUGCUCCAUUCGGGCGCCGUUCACGCGCGUGCACGCAGUCCGACUCCGCUUCCCGUUCAAGAUGGCAGCCACCAUGAAGAAAGGAGUGGCAGCUGAAGAUGUCAAUGUAACAUUUGAAGACCAGCAAAAGAUAAACAAGUUUGCCAGAAAUACAAAUCGGAUGUCUGAACUGAAAGAUGAAAUCGAGGCCAAAAAGAAAUCUUUACAGAAUUUAGAGGAUGCCAGUGAUGACAUCAUGAUGUGUGAGGAUGAUGCAAUGCUGAUCCCGUAUCAGAUCGGAGACGUGUUCAUCAGUCACUCUCAAGAAGAGACGCAGGAAAUGCUGGAGGCAGCAAAGGAAGCUCUGCAGGAUGAGAUCAAAGCUCUGGAGGGUCGUGUGUCAUCCAUACAGGAGGUCCUUGGAGAUUUGAAGGUUCAAUUAUAUGCCAAGUUUGGAAACAACAUCAAUCUAGAGGCAGAAGAGAGCUGAAACCUCACGCAUGUGGACUUGACCUCACAGACUGUCAUUCUCCAACAGGAUAUGACAUUUCUACUCUAACAACAAGUUCUCACCCUGUUUACUCUGGUGACGUUUGUUGCAUUUCACAUGUUGUUAUGUUUAGUGAAUUAUCUGCAGGUGGUUUUGGGGCUGGGUCAAUGAAGCAUCCGGGAAGAGAGAAAGAGAGGUGUUGAUGUAAAAAUAAAAAAAAGAGGCAAAACA